Molecule: messenger RNA, 438 nt
Organism: Venustampulla echinocandica
Lineage: Eukaryota; Fungi; Ascomycota; Leotiomycetes; Helotiales; Pleuroascaceae
Exons: 3
Coding region: 1-438 (145 amino acids)
Source: RefSeq, a predicted model, not a curated record
AUGGGUUACACACACUACUGGGAGGUCAAAGACCAAGCUGUCUGGGCUCAAAUCUGGCCACGCCUAAUCUCGGACGCCAACCAAGUCAUCGGGCAUGCCAACGUUGAACUCCGCCAGGACGAAUACCACCGUGACCACGCCACUAUUGAAGAAGGAAUAAAGCUCAACGGCACCUGCGACCACGAGCCUUUUGUGCUAUUGCCGGCUGGGCCUGGUAGCAUGGGAUUCGCGUUCUGCAAGACCGCCAGGAAACCGUAUGAUCUUGUCGUUGCGACGGUCCUAAUGAGAGCGAAGAUGUUGGCCGGCAAUGGCUUUCGGGUUAACUCUGAUGGGGAAUUUGAUAGUGAUCUGGAUACUUGGGUCGCGGCGAAAAAGCUCUACAUGCAAUUGUGGCCCAGUGAGCAGGUGCCAACUGAAGAUAUAUUUGGGGAUGCAUGA